UUGGCUAUAAUGGCAAAUGAAGACAUUAAUGAAGAUUAUCCAGUAGAAAUUCAUGAGUAUUUAUCUACAUUUGAGAACUCCAUUGGUGCUGUGGAUGAGAUGCUGAAGACCAUGAUGUCUGUUUCUAGAAAUGAGUUGUUACAGAAGUUGGACCCACUUGAACAAGCAAAAGUGGAUUUAGUUUCUGCAUACACCUUAAAUUCAAUGUUUUGGGUUUAUUUGGCAACUCAAGGAGUUAAUCCUAAGGAACAUCCAGUAAAGCAAGAAUUGGAAAGAAUCAGAGUAUACAUGAACAGAGUCAAAGAAAUAACAGACAAGAAAAAGGCUGCCAAGCUGGACAGAGGUGCAGCUUCAAGAUUUGUAAAAAAUGCCCUCUGGGAACCAAAACCUAAAAAGGCAUCGAAAGUUGCUAAUAAAGGAAAAAGUAAAAAUUAACCUUUUGGAUUUGAUGCAUCCAUAUUCAAAAGUGCAUCAUUUAUUGUUUUCACAAAAUAGAUUAUGUGGCAAUGUAAGAUUUAAAUGUAUUCCUGUUUGAAUUCACAUAUAUAUAUAUUUUAAAUUAAAUUUAUAAUGUUAAGUAUUUUUUCCCUGAGAAAGAUUAAGUUGUCUUUAUUGAUUUUUCUAUAGAGCACCAUGAAGUUUUAAACAUUGUGAUAUAUUUAUAGUUUAUCAUCUCCUUUGAUGAGACAUUUACUUCCUUAUAUAGGUCAAUCUUGGGAGUACCAAUUUAUAAGCAACUGUGAAAUUUAAGUUAAAUGUUCUUUGUAAACAUUUGUAGUGUUUUAAGUGACUUUAAGAAAUAAUGCUGUCUGUAGGCUGAAGUUAUAGUACAUCUGUUUUCACUAUGUAAUGAGAUGACUUAAAUGUCCACUUUUUUCCUAUGUAGUUCAUUCAUCAUGUUUUCAUAUUUUUAGGAAUUACUGCUUUCUUGGUGUUCAAAGUGUGAAAUUAAAAUUUUAAGGUUGUACUUUAAUUCCUGGCAUGUUGCCUAUAUGUCUCAUUUAAAAUAAAAUAUAUUCUCAUUAACUUUAGAUGGGAAAUAAGGUUGUAUGUUGAUGGCUGAAUUUGGCCUGAUAUCCUCUUAAUAAAGA
Castor canadensis (American beaver) is the source of this 1091-nucleotide messenger RNA. The record is from RefSeq and is a predicted model, not a curated record. NCBI's taxonomy places the organism in Eukaryota, Metazoa, Chordata, Mammalia, Rodentia, Castoridae.